GUAGGAUUUAACUUACGCAGACGCGUGAAGCUGCAGUGAAGAGAGCGCCACCUACAUUGCAGCGGCAGCCAGCGCUUUUUCCACUUUUUGCCCAGAUCGUAAAUAAAGGCAGCCCGGGCCGUCGAUGAAACCGAAUCCAGAGCUUUUUGAUUCUGCUAGAUUCACCACUUUCCCGCUGCGCCUGUUUGUGCAGCGGCAUAUUUUUAUGUGCUGCGUUUCCAUACCUGCGCAACAGCUCCCCACAUGUCGUCGUCUCCUGCACCAGAGCACGCCUUGGCAUCAUCGCCCUCCGAGGUGCCGCUCACCAGCUCGAAGUCUAUCGUGACAGCUGUGGGUCGACUUCUGAUGGAUUACGCACUUCAACUUCGCGACGACGUCGGCCCGCCUCACCGCGAUGCUCCGCAUGCUGUGAUAAAAACUGAAGACAACGAUGAAGGGCGGUCUUCCGCGGACGAUAAGGGAAUGGGUGCGUUUGUCGACGGCAGCGUGGCCGCAACUGAAGCAGAAGUGGCUACGCAACUGACGCAGGCGGACGUCGCAGAGUGCCGUGGGCGGCUGCAGCGUCUACAGCGCAUCCAUCGCACCCUUCUUUACUCCGUCGGAGCGCCCACGUUAAGCAACAGCAAUGAUGGCCGUGACGGCUCUUUCGUUGCUUCGCAGGGAGUCAGGGAGGAGGAAGAUGAACGCAUGGACGACUACAGCGAGACCAUCCAGCGCAAUUCUGUACUUACAAAAGUGCUCCGUCGACUGGAGCGAAUCAACCAACGAUUUCAAGGCACAUCGAGCGUUGUCGCCUCGCAAUUUCAGCCCACGAUGGCAAGCUUAGCAGACACAGAUGCAGACAUAGCGGUCAACAGAAAUAUGGCCGACAUGGCGUCACAGGAGACCUCACGCACUCCUCGCACCGUCGAGCCGUUGAUGACGCCCGUCUCCCUCGCUGAAGGUGCGCUGUCGGCCUUCAGUCGCAACGUUGGCGUUGUAUUUCGGCGUCGUCCUGCCGGUGGCGUGGCUGCCGGUGCUCCCGCAGGCGCGCCACUGGAGGCAUCGCGUAGCUCUACCAACGGCAAACGAGCCCGCGAGGGGGACGAGGCGACGAAGGAACCUCUCAAUCACUGGGCCACGCUGGCGGCGCAGCAGCGCAAGUCUCGCUUCGCCCUCUACACCCUUCGCUCCGCGCUGCUGCCGCGGGUCGACCUCGUCUGCGCCCCAUUGUAUGUUUCACCGGCCGUGCGCGAGCUCGCGCAGCUCAACGCGGCCGCGGAGUGCUUUAUGCUGGAGCGGGCCUGGUGCGUGCACACGAAGGCGCAUCUGCUGCGCGAGGCACCAUCGCUGGCCCAGGAUGUCGAGGUGCAUCAGCAAAAUUUGCGCGAGGCACUGAAGAACUACCCCCUGGCCCGUCAAGAAGAGUACAUCCGCAACGUCAGCUACCUGCGCUUUGUUUGCGCGGAUUACGGAGUCCUCCGCCUGUGCGUGCAGCAUGCCCUUUUCGUGGAUCUCACCUACGAUUUGAAGCGGAAACAGUGGACUCUGUUAGCUCUGCAUUGGAAUCUCUACACCACCGCUGCCGGGGCAUCUCUCAUCUCCUCCGCACUCACCGACACGACGACGGCGACGAGUCCAGCGGCAGCCGCGGCACUACAGGGCGACUCCAUUUCCUUUGAUUCCGAUUCCUGCCGCACGUCCGAGGUACACCAGCAACUCCAACCUGAAAACAAAGAGGCUCUCUUUGCUUUUCUUCAAAAGGCGUUUACGCAGGGCGGUCUAAGCGGUGGCGUGCAGGCGUCAAAUCGCUUAGCGUGUGCCGUGGUGUUGGACGCUCUCGCCACCCAGCUGCAGCAUCUUCAGCAGUUUUUUUUCACAGGCGGCAGCAUGGCGCGCUUGAUUGACGUAGAGGUGCGUCCUGGCACCUUCAUCAGUUUUCAUCUCACCUUACCGGAGUUACUUGGUGCAAAGCACAACACGGCUACACCCGCCGGGAUGGAUGCGGUCCACGUGAAAGUUGCUGUGUGUGGCGGCACCGUUAUGAUGGAGCGGGUGCGCGGGACAGACCUCGCUUCUCGGGCGGUGACGCUGCUGCUAGGUGCGUCGUCUUUACUUCCGUCGCAGAGUUCUGUUGUGAAGGGCCCUGCGCGGGUUGUGGUGGAUAUGGAGGCGUUACUGUGGCAGUGCCUUUCUGCUGAGAACUGA
Leptomonas pyrrhocoris is the source of this 2187-nucleotide messenger RNA. RefSeq lists its product as hypothetical. The transcript has a single exon. Lineage: Eukaryota; Euglenozoa; Kinetoplastea; Trypanosomatida; Trypanosomatidae. The record is from RefSeq and is a predicted model, not a curated record. Bases 244 to 2187 code for a protein of 647 amino acids.